Spodoptera exigua (beet armyworm) is the source of this 788-nucleotide messenger RNA. NCBI's taxonomy places the organism in Eukaryota, Metazoa, Arthropoda, Insecta, Lepidoptera, Noctuidae. The record is from the annotation of a GenBank genome assembly.
CAGAAUUCAGGAAACGAUACCAGAAUGAUGAAGCAAGCACUCGUUGUCCUCGCCCUGGUGGCCCUCGCCUUCUCAGCUCCUCAAUCCAGGAAGCUAUUCCACGAACAUGUUGAAGACUUUUUGGACAUCAUCAUGGACGAGGCUGGUCAUGAAAUUGAACACCUCAAUGAACACUACCUUGAGUACGACGAGUUCUGGGCAGCUCUUGACUACAUUAGGACCAACAACUUCAAAGAUCUAGUCUACGAAAUGGAAUCGUUGCCUGAAUUUGUUGCUGUGAUCGAGUUCCUGGAACAAGACAACAUUGACAUCCACUACUUCAUUGACCUGUUCAACCAGAUGAUUGAAGGCAUCCAAGAGGUGAGGUCCGCUCGUCACUCCACAAGCGGCCGGGACUUCACUUCCUUCAUCAGGGACUGCAUCGACGCCUUCCCCAAGGCCAAACUGUCAGCUCUUUUCGACCAGAAGAUGGCUGAUGAUGAGGAGUUCAGCACUGCCGUCACCAACCUGAAGAGCGAACAGUGGGAUGCUGUCUUCUCCGCUCUGUGGGCUAACCCUGUCUUCCAAGCUGAGGUCGCCACCCUUGCCGAGAACGGCAUUGACGUCAAAGUCUUCUUGGACGAAAUUGUCGCAAUCUUUGGUCAAAACUAAGCUACGGAAUAGUGAACCUAUUUUGUAAAUACACCAUCCUAAAUGUUGUGAGCUCUUUUGAGUAAAGAAAAUCAUUUUGUAAUCUAUGAUCGCUACGAGUAUUAAUGUUGAAUAAAUUUUGUUAUAAUUGUCCCCAA